AUGGCCAACGGUGGCGUUACCUACUCAGACCAACAAACUCCCAGCGACUGGGCAGCAGACUUCAAUGCCAGGUUCGAGGCUGCUUGCAACCGUUUCUGGACACGCCUGGAGCAGAAACAUAGACCCAUACCACCAACACUGGUCCAUGCUGGGCCCAGCAUACACAGGGAAUGA
This is a messenger RNA of Pelobates cultripes (western spadefoot toad), 174 nucleotides long. The record is from the annotation of a GenBank genome assembly. Lineage: Eukaryota; Metazoa; Chordata; Amphibia; Anura; Pelobatidae.